AUGAAUUUUAGAACCAACAAGUUGAUUUUUUUCAUCAUCAUUUUUUUCUCAUCACCUAAUUAUUACCUCACACAAGCUACAACGACAUCCUCAUAUGAGCACAUUAAUUAUGUCCAUGACAACAAUAAUUUCACAUCCAAAAUUUCACCGGCCGAAAAAUUUACCGUGUUCAUAGUUAACUCUCUCCCAGUCGAGAACUCGACACUUUAUGUGGAGUGUGCUUCGGGAGAUAACUAUCUCGGGGCUCAAGCUCUCUUACCCGGAGAGUAUUUUCAUUUUAAAUUCCGAGUGAACCUGUUUAGAACCACGCUUUUUUACUGUCGGUACAUAACAGAAAUAAGGCAUAUAACUCAUGAUGUUUUCAAUAAGAAGCUUGGUGGUUCUUGUGAAACUCGAGACCCUGAAAUUGGUAAUAAGUGUGUUUGGAUAGUCACGGCCGAUGGCUUCUAUCUGGGCAAUCAAUUUCCUCCAGCUCCGUUUAGAAAGGUGUAUGACUGGUACCAAAUUCUCUCCCAGUCGAGAACUCGACACUUUAUGUGGAGUGUGCUUCAAAAGAUACCUAUUUUGGGGCUCAAGCUCUCUUACCCGGAGAGUAUUAAUUUUAAUUUCAAAUUCCGCGUGAACCUGUUUAGAAUCACGUUGUUUUACUGUCGGUACAUAACAGUAAUCAGACAAAUAAGUCAUGAUGUUUUCAGUAAGGGGCUUGGUGGUUCUUGUGAAACUCGGGACCCUGAAAUUGAUAACAGGUGUGUUUGGUUAGUCACGGCAGAUGGCUUCUAUUUGGGCAAUCACUUUCCUCCAGCUCCGUAA
Molecule: messenger RNA, 810 nt
Organism: Striga asiatica
Lineage: Eukaryota; Viridiplantae; Streptophyta; Magnoliopsida; Lamiales; Orobanchaceae
Source: the annotation of a GenBank genome assembly